AUGCAUACUGACCUUCUACUAACAACAUCGAUUCAAUUGAAUUCCAAUUCGACCACCGAAUCUGCAUUAGUUCUAAUCGAUAACACGACUAUAUGUGCUGAUCAAUUGAUUGGUGAUGCCUUGGAAGGCCUAUCGGGAAGAAUUAUCUGGGGUAUCGUUCAAUUAAUAUUGAUGAUUCUAGGAAACAUUGGGAACAUCCUGACACUAAUUGUCCUGAAUCGUCGAUUAAUGCGAAAAGGCGGCGUGAACAAUUUACUUCAAGGGCUAGCCAUCAGUGAUAUUGUCGCUCCUACUCUUGCAUGUAUUCCUCAUAUUAUAUAUUAUUAUGGCCCGAAGAAUAACCAUAAUUUGAUCAGCUUUGUAAACUCGUUUGUUAUGCCUUUAGCAACAGGCGCAACCUUUUGCUCAAACUGGAUCGUUGUUAUGAUAACAUCGUUCCGAUUGAUGAUUGUUGUUAAACCUCUCUAUUCGCAAGUUUAUUGUUCGAGCGAAAACGAACGUAAAGCGUUGAUUGUCAUUUUUCUUGUUAGUAUACUGUCAAUUGUACCAUAUUAUUAUUAUUAUUCGAAUGGCGAUGCGCUUGAUGUGAUUAAAGUCAUAUCAGCUGGAUUGUCGUUAUUAGGCCCGUGGGUAAUAUGCUUAAUCCUGUGGAUUUUGUUAAUACGCAUUGUUAAUCGUGAAAUCGGAACGAAGAAAUCGAAGGAAUUCAUUUUGCAUUCGGAGGUCGUCGCCCAACGUUUAAAAUCAAAAUCUCGAAUAACACGAAUGGUUCUAAUCAUAUGUUUUUGUAAUAUAAUUUGUCAACUACCUGUACUUGUUUUGACACUAUUCGGCCUUAUCGAUGGAAAUCCAUGCGGUCAUCCGAAAGCAUUCAUAUUCAUGUGUUUAUUAUUCCUCUCGAAUCUUUUGCUAAUUGUCAAUCAUUCGAUCAAUUUCUUUAUCUAUUCGUUGACGAAUUCGAAAUUUCGCUAUACGUUGCAAAUCAUGUGUCGUCACUGUUGUUGUCUCAAAGAUUGUUGCCAAAAACGAACUCAAACGCAAAGGCAACUGAUGAUAUCCGAUGAUCCGCGAAAACUGUCUCGACUCAACCCACCUAAAGGUGAUAGCAAUUCCUAUUCGUAUUCCAGAACUGCAGAUAGUCCACGUGGAAUCUUGAUCGUACGAACAACAAAUUCAUUGAGGAAUAAUCGGCUCAACAAUCUCUCUGCGCGUGUGGCAUUAUGA
Messenger RNA from Adineta ricciae, 1224 nucleotides. The record is from the annotation of a GenBank genome assembly. Lineage: Eukaryota; Metazoa; Rotifera; Eurotatoria; Adinetida; Adinetidae.